This is a messenger RNA of Colossoma macropomum (tambaqui), 6790 nucleotides long. RefSeq names its product shroom family member 4 (gene shroom4). Gene Ontology annotation, molecular function: actin filament binding. Gene Ontology annotation, cellular component: cortical actin cytoskeleton; apical junction complex; apical plasma membrane. Lineage: Eukaryota; Metazoa; Chordata; Actinopteri; Characiformes; Serrasalmidae. The record is from RefSeq and is a predicted model, not a curated record. Gene Ontology annotation, biological process: actin filament organization.
UCGUCCCGAGCAGCCCGGCCCUCCUCCCGUCACGCCGCGAGCUGCCCAGUUGUUGAUAGUGAUGGAGGGAUUGGACUCCGCGGCCUGAGAGAAGUGAAGGCGGAAUCAUCAAGCGGAAAGGCGGAAUGGAGACGGUCGAGCAGCUCGUGUCCUUCAAUCACAUCCACGUUCAGCUGAACGGAGGCGCGCCGUGGGGCUUCACUCUGAAAGGAGGGCUGGAGCACGGAGAGCCGCUCAUCAUAACCAAAAUAGAGGAAGGAGGGAAGGCAGCUCAGUGUAAGAAGUUGAAAGUGGGAGACGAGCUGGUCAACAUCAACGGCUCUGCACUCUGUGGCUCUCGCCAAGAAGCGCUCAUCCUCAUCAAAGGUUCCUACAGGGUUCUGAAGAUCAUAGUUCGCAGACGUACUGUGCCCCUGAUCCGCCCUCACUCCUGGCACCUGGCGAAGGUGUCGGAGCCACCCUCUGUGCCUGGCCCAGCAGGCAGUCCGGACGGCCCCCCGGCCAUGCAGCUCCACCCCCCAACCUUCAGUGUACCGUGGCACUCGGGGGGUGAAAACAGUGAGCUGUCCAUGCAGUUGGGCCACCUCUCCAGGCACUACAGCACAGACCGCAGCAGCUCACUGGGGAGUAUGGAAAGUCUGGAGAACCCUUCUAGUCAGGGUUACUACGAAAGCCAACUCUCCCCCAUCGAUCCUGCAAUCUUCAACAAUAAACGAGACUCUGCCUAUAGCUCCUUCUCUGCCAGCUCAAACACUUCUGACUACACGGUAUCUCUGCGGCCUGAGGAGAACAGCUCCAUGGACAGCCUUCUUCAGGGCUUGGGCCCCUCCUGCAGGUUUACAGAGAGCCAUCCAAACUCCACAGCCAGUGGCCGUGGAGAACUGCAUUGUGAGGAGGCAAGCCUUGAGUCUAGGUCUCUGCCUCAUAGGCCAGAGGCUAAGGUACGGCCAUCAUCUUACAGCUGUGAAGAAGAAAAGUGUGGACCUCCCCAGCCUCCCAUGAGGAAGGAUAGUUUCAGGGCCACCAGAGGCCGACCAGGGGUGACAGACAAACGUUGUGUAUCUGCUCCCGUUGGUAUUCCAAAUAUGACAUGUUGCAUGAUUGAGAGCCCACCUCACAUUCAGGAGGGACUGAAUGGGAGUGGGUGUCUGAAUAAUGCACAAGAAAAUGGCCAGAACUUGAAAGGAAAUAGCACAGAACCUUACUACACAUUAAGUUCUCAAAGAGAACUAUGUUUAGAUAGCCAAGAUGGAUUAACGGAGGAGUUUAAAAAGAGCAGUCACCUCCAGCAUCUAAAGAGGCAUUCAUCUAGGCCCAGUCCUCAACCAACAGAGAGCUCUGAUACCCAACUCAACCACUUACACAACAGUCUCCCAUCCAGGAUGCACAGACAUAGCGCCCCUGAAAAAUUACUAGCCUCUCAGCUACGGAUGAUGGAAGUUUCCAGUGACAAUAGUGAACAUUCCAUAUCCCCUUCUAGCCAGUGGUCUCAUUCUAUGCAUCCUAGGGUUGACCUGAGAGAAAACAGCCCAGAUGUUACAACUCAGGGUAAAUGGGAAGGCAGCAGAUGCUCCACCCCUGGUUCACUGACUACAUCAGAAGUGGAGGAACAAAGAGUGGAGGAAGAACCGUUCGAUUCAGGCCAGAGCCUGUCUCCUAUCCAGCAUUCCUGGGGACGAUCUGUCAGUGUUCCAGAAGAACCUUUAAGAAAUGGAUUCUCUGGGUCGGCAUCCUCUAUAGACUCCGAACUUCAGGAAAGGGAUUUUGGGCCGAUUAGUGCUGCAACCAGUAUGGACACACUACUGGAAGAGGAGCAAGAAAGAGAGAAAGGAAGGGAAGAUGAAGCUGAGGUUUCAAAGCCUCCUCAGAAGCGCCAUUUUCGCUCAUCUAAGUCUCGCCGUCGGAGUGAGCGGUUUGCCACAAAUCUUCGUAAUGAGAUCCAGAGGAAAAAGGCUCAGUUGCAGAAGAGCAAAGGCCCAGGUGGGAUCCUCUGUGGUGGGGAUACAGUAGAGGAAGAGGAUGGUGCAAACCUUGAUAUGGAAGGAGAAUCCCGAUCAGAGUCUGCAGGAAUCCAUCAACCCAGAGCCCAAACUCAGAGCCCAAACCACAUUGGUUACCAGAAUACUGCAUUUGCUCCAUCUCAGCCCAGAAAGACUGCUUCAAACCCAACAUUUCAGCAAGAUCCAGACAAAUUCUGUGGAAUAAAUCCUGUGGAACAUUCAAGAACCAGGACUGAGGAAAUAGAAGUUUCACAGCAUGAAAUUCAGGGCAUCUCAUCAACCGAGGCAACAAGACCAGAUUGUGUGCGUGUGGUCGAAGAGGUGGCACCAGCAGGUAAAGCCCGGCGUUGGCGCUGGACACCAGAAAACAAACUGCAGCCAGAAAAGGAGCCAUCCGAGAAGAAAGGUAGUGAAGGAACACUGCAGUCAUCUCGGAAGCUUGGAACAACAAGAGGAAGAGUGGGUUCUUCUAGUGGGCGCUCCAGUAAAGCAGAAGAUUGUGACAUCCCACCAUUUGCAGACCGCAGGAAGUUCUUUGAGGAGACUAUUCGGAACCUGAGCCAGUCUGUGACUAACUUGUCAAGCCUGACGAGCCGCCGCCAGAGGCCAGAGAAACAGGGGAGGAAAGAUGAUCCAUCUUCUCCUGAUCCCCAUGAGUCAGUCCCUGACCUUGGGCGCAGGAGGUUCUCUUACCAGGGUGGAGUCCAUGAUGGAGCGUCCAUGAAUUCACUUGAGACUAGGAGACAGUUUGUCAGUGCACGGCGAGAGAGGGAGAGAGAGAGAGAGAAGAUGGUGGAAAGGGAGAGGGAGAGGAGAGCAAGAGAGCUUAGGGAGCAAGAGAGACUUAGGGAGCAAGAGAGACUUAGGGAGCAAGAGAGGCUUCAAGAACAGGAGAGGAUAGAGGCCUGGAAAAAAGAGCAGAACAGGGAACAAGAGAGGGAGAGAGAAAGAGCAAGGAAGGAGACAGAAAGAGAACAGAGUGUGCAACAGAUGGAGAGAAAAUGGGAGACAGACAGAGAUCUCACGUAUGCAGGUCAUGACCUCAGCAAUUCCAUAAUGCCACCAUCGUUGCCUCACGGUGCCUAUCUAAAACAGCCACUCCCACCUCAGAAUCUAAUCUCCACUAGUUCUCAUCCAGACAAUUCCCACAAGACUAGCCCUGAUAUUCAAAAGCCAUGCUCAGCCUUCAGACCUGUAAUGAGCCAUCAGCAUCAGUCUGACCACUACUGCCGACACCCUGAAUACCAGGCCAGGAGCUGCACCCCAACAGAGGCCUAUCCUGUGCGGGAGCUGGAGCAAACAAAACUCAACAGGAAGUUCAGCCUGACUGAGAGGGACUAUGUUCAGAGUAGACGAGACUUCAGGCCAGGAGAGGUUACUGUGUGUCCGGGCUUUCAGGGCCAGUGGAACAGACCACGUGUUCGUCACAGUGAUGAUCAACCCUUCAAAUCAUCACUACUUAGAAACCGUGCCAUGUCAGAAAAUGACCUCCGGGUGGAGACCCUUUGCAUUCAAAGCCACAUAUCAGCUAAUGCUAACGCUAGCAGAAUCAGAGAACUUGAUGAGAACAUCACAUCUGUUGAUGAAGCAAAGAAGAAGAAAGGCCCUCCUCCUCCUCGUCCACCGCCCCCAAAAUGGGGUCAGUUCCACAAGAGACGGGCCUCUCAUCACAAUCUCUUCUCCUCCCCUCCUGCCUCCUCUCCACAGACACAAACGUAUUCACCUCGCCCCCCUGUUGUCCCCGAAAUGUCACGUCAGCGGUCCUAUAGCCUUCCUCCAACGGAUGGGGCAGAGAACUGUCAGCACUGCUACCACGAAUGCCAAAUUGCUCCACCUAGUCCUGCCUUGAAUCGCAGAGCUUUCAAACCGGUGGCCCCGCCUCCAAAAGAACAAGACACACCCAUGUCUCACCAUUAUGAAAUGAACAGAGUGGUAGACACACCCCCACCCUCGACAGAGUCGAGCACAAGAUUGUCUGACCAAAGCUGGGGUCUUCCUUCAAAUCAGUUGAGACCAGCUGUGGUAAAGCCAGUCUUCCAUAAGCAUAGAGCAGAGUGGGAUUUGACUGGCCCUCACAACUCCUCAACAACCAACAGCACUAGUAGGUCAUCAGGACCUGCCCCUUCUUCGGAGAAUGGCUCUUAUCCUGGGGCUGUUCCUCCUGAGUCCUACUUCACAAUGAACAACUACCAGCAGCACUUACACAGUCAGACACAAAUGGCCUUCCCUGGCACAACCGUGAAGAACCCAGAACAUUCUACCCAAACUCCACCUCCAAGCCAGGAUCAUGCCUUGCCUUUGGAAACAGACAUAGAUGAGUUCCACGAGAACGAGGGCACAGCAGUGGAGCAGCAGAGGCAAGAGGAAGGACGGAUGGAGAUGCAGUGCUUUGCCCAACCAGUGACGGUGCUGGAAACCGACAUAGACACGCUUACUGACGAGGAGGCUCCUUUGGCAGGGAUGAGGAGAGUGCAGAGAGCAUCCGUGGUGGACUCAUUGUUGGAAAAGGAUUGUGGCAGAGCCAGGAAGGAGCUGAUGGGAGAGCUCUUCCCUCACUGCACAGAAGCAGGGAGUGGAGGAGAAGGCUGGAGAGGAGGUUACCCAGUUAGUGGAGACACUCUAGAGAGGUCCUCUAGACAGGCCUCCUCAGCAUCACAAGGCCCAGCCUCCACCACCUACAGUGCAACCAACAACAAAACUCAGCUCCUUUAUAAGAUGAGGGACUUCUCAGAGAUAAAGGAGGAGGAUAAAGAGCUUAACUACAAGAGGCAGUUAAUGGAGAGCCUGCGUAAGAAGUUAGGUGUGUUACGGGAAGCCCAGAGAGGCCUGCAGGAGGACAUCAGGGCCAACGCUCAGCUGGGAGAGGAGGUAGAAAGUCUGGUGCUGGCUGUCUGCAAGCCUAAUGAGGUGGACAAGUUCCGCAUGUUCAUUGGUGACCUAGACAAGGUGACGAGUUUGCUACUGUCCCUUUCUGGCCGGCUGCUGAGAGUGGAGAGUGCCCUGGACUGCCUUGACCCAGAGUCAGGUCACACUGAGAGGCUCCCCCUGCUGGAGAAGAAGAAGCAGCUCCUGGCACAGCUGGCUGAGGCUCAGGAGUUGAAGGAACAUGUGGACCGUCGAGAGCAGGCUGUGGGCAGGGUGCUGGGCCGCUGCCUGACCCCCGAACAGCUGCGUGACUACAGCCAUUUUGUGAAGAUGAAGGCGGCGCUGCUGGUGGAGCAGCGGCAGCUGGACGACAAGAUCCGGCUGGGAGAGGAACACCUCCGUGGCUUGAGGGAGAGCCUGGGCCUGGGAGUGGGAAUUGGCCUGGGAUAUGGGCAUUAGAGCAACUGGAAGACGAGGGGAGGAUAUGUGUGCGCGCAGGCACGAGUGGCCGAGCAUGAUCGUUUCUGCGUGACCUAGUGAACACAUAAGAGUAUCUGAGAAAGACCAUUAUGUUGGGGAGUGGACCAUGCAUUGGAUGUUGUAAAGAGCCUGCAAUGCCUAGACUUGAUGCUAAAAUACUACAGAAACUCUUCAGUUGGUAGUUUAAUGCUUUGUGCCUACAUUUACCCAUUCAGCAACAUUUUCACUACAGCACUACUUGAAAUUGUGCAUUGAGAAUUCACACUAGGCUAAAAAUAACCUCAGAACAUUACAUCUAAGCCACAUUACAGCUGUAUGUGUGCCUCUCAUCCAUCUCAACAGAGGGAUUCUCCAUGCACUGCUAUUUAUUUAUUUAUAUCUCAGCGAAUAUGAAGAAAGAAUUCAGCGUGCUGUAUUGGUUUCUCUUUACGAGGUGACUGGGGUGGGCUCCAUCACCCGAAAAAGCAGACAGACACCUCUCCUAUCAGCAAACUCAACACUAAUACAUAAUCUUGCAUCAUUGCAGAAUAGACAUGCUACUUAUUAUCUGUUGGAGUUAAAGGUCUUUGAUAGAGAAAGAAUUGUAUAUCAGGGAUAGAGUUACAGAAUUACACGGUCUUCGUGACAUCCAUCUUUUACCUUUAAUCCAUUCAGCCAGGUUCAGAGAACAUUUGCAUUCGUUAUUCUUUAAGUAUUUAUCUGGCAACGUAUCUUGUCUAUUGCAGAGCAUAACACAAAAACAUGCUUUUAGCUUUUCAUUAUAAAGUGCUUCACUGUAUUUUCCAUAACUCAUUUCAGGCAUUUUUUGCUGUUGCCAAAGAUUUAUUCAAUGAACACAAGAACAAAAAUAUGGUGCUUAUUCUUUUGAAUCACAUGCAGUCAGUUAGCCUGUCCAGAUCUUGUUUCAGCUGUGUUUUGUUCAUUUUAACUAUUACAUGUAGUUAAGUGAGUACUGGGGUCUCCUGCUUUCUGUUGUGUAAUAUUCUACACCACUUCAGACUGCAACUUCUGGGCAAACUGCUUCUUAAUAUCCUUCUCUUGUGGAGAAAGACUGGAGUUUUCUUCAGAGGAAAGGGGAAUGCUGCUUUAUUGAACAUUUAAUACCUUGAAAACCUUUGUUAAAAGAAAUGUUAAAGAAAUUUGUUAUUUCUGUUUUUUAUGUUUUUUUUGAGAUUGAGUUCAGGAUUUUUUGAAGGGCUUUCACAACUGACUUCUUUCUCACUGUGCCAAAAGAAUGAAGGUGGAGUUGUUACAGCAAGAAACUGUCAAAUAUGCCCUGGAAUAUGUCCCGGAAUAUGUCCCUGUAUAUACAGCCUACUUUGUACUCUUUUUGUUGUAUUAUACUUUCGUAAAUAACUCCAGACUGAAAAUAUAAGAAAAUAUUUGGUUGAGUAAUGGUUUCCCCACUUUUUUUUUGCUAUAUUAAAAAGUCCAGUGUGGAAUAU